AUGGGGCUCGCGCCGCCGGAGCUGGGGCAGUUCGACGGGUGGGAGAGCUCUGGCGAGGAGGAGCGGGAGAGGUGGGGAUGGUGCCGCCGCAGCCGCAGCAGCAGCAGCAGCAGGCGCGGCCGCCGCCUGCCACGGAAGGGCGGCGAGGAGGACGCCGGCGUCGCCACCGGGUGCUGCAUCCGGCUGUGGCCCAUGGGCAACUGCCCGCCGCAGCCGCGCUCCAAGGUCGACACCUCCACCAGCAGCGCCAGCACGCACGGCGCAGAAAAGUCAGCAGAAAAUGGUAGCAGGAACCAACCUGUUGUGUCAGUAGUCUCAGGCUCGACAUCUACUAGUAAUGCUGAGAGCAGUUCAUCAGCAUCUAAAGCUGCAGAGGAAAUAAAGGUUUCCUCUAAGUUACGCAAGUUUGGAUUCAGUGAUCUAAAAUGCGCCACACGGAACUUCAGACCCGAGAGUCUUCUCGGUGAAGGGGGUUUUGGAUGUGUGUUUAAAGGGUGGAUCGAAGAGAAUGGGACUGCGCCUGUGAAACCUGGUACAGGUCUUACAGUUGCUGUCAAGACGCUCAAUCAUGAUGGUCUUCAAGGGCACAAAGAAUGGGUGGCAGAAGUUGACUUCCUUGGUAACCUUCACCAUCCCAAUUUGGUCAAAUUAAUUGGAUAUUGUGUUGAAGAUGACCAAAGAUUGCUGGUAUAUGAAUUUAUGCCGCGUGGAAGUUUGGAUAAUCAUCUGUUCAGAAGGUCUCUUCCUCUCCCAUGGUCCAUCAGAAUGAAAGUUGCUCUUGGGGCAGCACAGGGUCUUUCCUUCCUUCAUGAAGAAGCAGAAAGACCAGUCAUUUAUCGUGAUUUUAAAACAUCUAAUAUACUGCUAGAUUCGGAAUACAAUGCAAAGCUCUCAGAUUUUGGGCUUGCCAAAGAUGGUCCUGUAGGUGACAAAACUCAUGUGUCUACUCGAGUAAUGGGAACCUAUGGUUAUGCAGCUCCAGAGUAUGUCAUGACAGGUCAUUUGACAUCAAAGAGUGACGUCUAUAGCUUCGGUGUCGUGCUGCUUGAGAUGAUGUCAGGACGAAGGUCAAUGGACAAGAACCGCCCAAACGGCGAGCACAACCUUGUGGAGUGGGCGCGCCCCCUCCUAGGAGAGAGACAGCGUUUCUACAAGCUAGUCGACCCUCGGCUGGAGGGCAAUUUCUCGGUCAAAGGUGCCCAGAAGGCAGCACAAUUGGCACGCGCAUGUCUGAGCCGGGACCCCAAAGCCCGGCCGCUGAUGAGCCAAGUGGUUGAAGCUCUCAAGCCACUGCUGAACCUCAAGGACAUGGCCAGCUCCUCCUACUUCUACCAGACGAUGCAAGCGGAGAGGAUGACACAUUCGAGCAGCAUGAACGGCAGGAACAGCCAUAGCCUCAAGGUGCAUGGGUCUUUUGCCCGCGCAAGCGCAAACGGGCACCAGUCGAUGAGGAGCAUGUCUGAUGGCCCCCGCGCGUCCCCGUUUCGCUACUCACCAAAGCCGAACGUGAAAUAA
Molecule: messenger RNA, 1515 nt
Organism: Triticum turgidum subsp. durum (durum wheat)
Lineage: Eukaryota; Viridiplantae; Streptophyta; Magnoliopsida; Poales; Poaceae
Source: the annotation of a GenBank genome assembly